Molecule: messenger RNA, 649 nt
Organism: Aspergillus melleus
Lineage: Eukaryota; Fungi; Ascomycota; Eurotiomycetes; Eurotiales; Aspergillaceae
Product: heat shock 9/12 family protein
Exons: 3
Coding region: 186-455 (89 amino acids)
Source: RefSeq, a predicted model, not a curated record
UGACGUAGGGGCGUAAGCCAAGACUUUCGCCGUUUAUAGUUGACGUCUACACUUAUAAAAAGCCAAGUGAGCCCUCGAGUCUCUUUCUUAAUAUCAUGCUCAAUCUCACAAGCAUUCACAAGAAACCAAUUUUUUUCAUUUAAACACAAACCAAGUCUUACCAACUUCUUCAAACAACCACAACGAUGUCUGACACCGGCCGCAAGGAUUUCUCCACCAAGGCGCAAGAGAAGCUCACGCCCGAGUCGCAAAAGUCCACCGCCGACAAGAUCUCCGAGACCUUCACUGAUACCUCGGACCGGAUCUUCGGUGCCGGUCAGCCCAACCAGGAUAAGUCCACCACGCAGCGCGCUUUUGACAGUGUUCGUGGCGAAUCGGACAACCAGGCCCAUGGCAGCAGCUCGCAGACUGUUGGACAGAAGGUUAAGGACACUCUCGGACUAGGGGGCAACUAGAUGAUAACGACCGUCUCUAAAUGAUCUAAUGGCGCGAUAAUGUGUGGAUUUGGUCAGAUUGUUUCUGUUCGGUUAAUAUGGUAGGAGAGGCAUUUAUUCUCUCGCUGCCUACUCUAUCUAUCUGUGAUACUACGACCUAGUGUAUUAUGAAUAUCAGAUGAACAUGAUAAUGCAAUCAAAGAUAAUUUGUCGCU